Messenger RNA from Puma concolor (puma), 1380 nucleotides. The record is from RefSeq and is a predicted model, not a curated record. NCBI's taxonomy places the organism in Eukaryota, Metazoa, Chordata, Mammalia, Carnivora, Felidae.
AUGAGAAAAAAGUGGAAAGUGGGGGGCACAAAGUGCAUCUUUUCCUUGUUGCUGUUCUUUCUUUUCCUAGAAGGAAGCAAAACAGAGCAAGUAAAACAUUCAGAGACAUAUUGUGUGUUUCAAGACAAGAAGUACAGAGUGGGUGAGAGAUGGCAUCCUUACCUGGAACCCUAUGGGUUGGUUUACUGUGUGAACUGCAUCUGCUCAGAGAAUGGGAAUGUGCUUUGCAGCCGAGUCAGAUGUCCAAGCCUUCACUGUGUCUCCCCUGUGCAUAUUCCACAUCUGUGCUGCCCGCGCUGCCCAGAAGACUCCUUACCCCCAGCGAACAACAAGGUGACCAGCAAGUCAUGUGAGUACAAUGGGACCACUUACCAACAUGGUGAGCUGUUCAUGGCUGAAGGGCUCUUUCAGAACCGGCAACCCAAUCAAUGCACCCAGUGCAGCUGUUCGGAGGGAAACGUGUAUUGUGGUCUCAAGACUUGCCCCAAGUUAACCUGUGCAUUCCCAGUCUCUGUUCCGGAUUCCUGCUGCCGGGUGUGCAGAGGGGAUGGAGAAUUGUCGUGGGAACAUUCUGAUGGUGAUAUCUUCCGGCAACCUGCCAACAGAGAAGCAAGACAUUCUUACCACCGAUCUCACUACGACCCCCCACCAAGCCGACAGGCUGGAGGUCUGCCCCGCUUUCCCGGGGCCAGAAGCCACCGAGGAGCUCUCAUGGAUUCCCAGCAAGCAUCGGGCACCAUUGUGCAAAUUGUCAUCAACAACAAACACAAGCACGGACAAGUGUGUGUUUCCAAUGGAAAGACUUACUCCCAUGGCGAGUCCUGGCACCCCAAUCUCCGGGCAUUUGGCAUUGUGGAGUGUGUGCUGUGCACUUGCAAUGUCACCAAGCAAGAGUGUAAGAAAAUCCACUGCCCCAACCGGUACCCCUGCAAGUAUCCUCAAAAAAUAGAUGGAAAGUGCUGCAAGGUGUGUCCAGGUAAAAAGGCAAAAGAAGAACUUCCGGGCCAAAGCUUUGACAGUAAGGGCUACUUUUGUGGAGAAGAAACCAUGCCUGUGUAUGAAUCUGUGUUCAUGGAGGAUGGGGAGACCACCAGAAAAAUAGCCCUGGAGACCGAGAGACCACCUCAGGUGGAGGUGCACGUUUGGACCAUCCGAAAGGGCAUCCUCCAGCACUUCCAUAUUGAGAAGAUCUCCAAGAGGAUGUUUGAGGAGCUCCAUCACUUCAAGCUGGUGACCAGGACAACGCUGAGCCAGUGGAAGAUCUUCACCGAAGGAGAAGCUCAGAUCAGCCAGAUGUGUUCGAGUCGUGUGUGCAGAACUGAGCUUGAAGAUUUGGUCAAGGUUUUGUACCUGGAAAGGUCUGAAAAGGGCCACUGUUAG